UAAUCAAAGGUAAUGGAGACGGAAAUGAUAGCCUGCAAAUCUUACUCUGUCCAGACUAACUGAUCUUUUUCGGGACCACCGAUGCACAACACCAACUCUCUGGUGUCCCCUGUCACAAAGAGCCAGACUUAGGGCGGGCCCUGUCGGCUUCCCGGACGUCACGAGACUUCCUCUGCGGGGCGUUUCGAGCAUUUAGUCGCCUGGCAACCGCCGCUGGCUUUGGAGGAGCCUGGCACAAGGACACUGACCAAACCAGUUACAGACCCGACUGGACAGAGCGUCCUGUAGCUUUCAAGUUCAAACAGUGAAGCCUCUGUGAAUACAACAGCAAUAGACUCAUAAUGAUGACUGCAACAAAUAUUCUGACCUAUGUCAGACACUCCAGAACAUUUACCGACAUGGACAACUUUUUUUUUUAAAGAUUUAUUUAUUGAUUAUAUUUUUUAGAAAGUGGAAGUGAUACUAAGCCUGCUUGUGGACAUGCUGUCAAAGUGGAGUUUUCGCUGAGAGUUUGACUUAUGCAGAAACCAUGGUUCGACUGACGGUGGAUUUAAUUGCCAAAACCAGCAAUCUUAAACCCAGAAAAGAAGAAACCCUUGCACAAUGCCUGAAGAAAAUAACACACAUAAAUUUUUCAGACAGAAAUAUAGAUUCGAUUGACGACCUCUCUCUUUGCAAAAACCUGAGUGUUUUAUAUUUAUAUGAUAAUCGCAUUAGUCAAGUCACUAACCUGAAUUACACCACAAAUCUGACCCACUUGUACCUACAGAACAAUUGCAUUUCCUGCAUUGAAAACCUCAGUUCACUAAAGAAAUUGGAAAAACUGUAUCUGGGAGGCAAUUACAUUGCGGUCGUAGAAGGCUUGGAAGGAUUAGAAGAGCUGAGAGAGCUUCAUGUUGAAAGUCAGAGGCUCCCUCUGGGAGAAAAGCUCCUGUUUGACCCAAGGACCCUUCGUUCUCUAGCUAAAUCCCUUUCUAUUUUGAAUAUCAGCAACAAUAACAUUGAUGACAUAAAAGAUUUAGAGAUGCUGGAGAAUCUUAAUCACCUGAUUGCAGUUGACAACCAGCUGAUGCACGUGAAGGACUUGGAGCUUUUACUGAAAAAACUGAUGAAGCUAUGGAAAAUGGAUCUAAAUGGAAAUCCUGUUUGUCUUAAACCAAAGUACAGGGACAAACUGAUACUGAUGUCCAAGUCACUGGAAUUUCUUGAUGGAAAAGAAAUAAAAGAUCUGGAAAGACAAUUCCUAAUGAAUUGGAAAGCAUCCAAAGAUGCUAAGAAAAUCAGCAAGAAAAAGAGGAGCAGAAGUGAGGAUGCAAGCAACUCCUACAUGAGUAACUUUGAAACAAUACAUCACAUAGUUCCUGUUUAUUACCCACAGGUGGGUAAGCCAAAAGUAGUCUUUUUCUCUGAUGUACAGAGAUAUCUUGUACGUGGAAAUGCAUCUUCAAAAUGUCCCAAAGAAGAUAAAACUACAAUUACUGAAGACAUAAGGAAUCUGUCCUUGAAGGAAUCUGAAAGCUUGCUGACAAAAAAAGAUAUCCAUGAACCUCAACUUCUCCAAAACCCAAAAGUAAAGAAAAAUCUGUCUGAGAAAAAGGAGUAAAUUCGGCCUCGAGUGAUUUGAUUUCUUCAUAGAACUAGGCAACAGCAUGUUUUGAGAGUUUGUAGACUUCAUUUAUCUUGGUGUGUAAGUUGUUUGAUUUGUUUCUUUAUAGAAUCUGAGACUUUGCUUUACGUGUGUGAAUUCUGGGAUCUAUUUACUUUAUUAGCUGUUAAAUAAAAUUUACCAGGAAAUAAAAUGUGGUUUCUUAUUCAA
This is a messenger RNA of Mastomys coucha (southern multimammate mouse), 1816 nucleotides long. It is a transcript of the gene Ppp1r42, whose product is annotated as protein phosphatase 1 regulatory subunit 42. The transcript is spliced from 10 exons. Lineage: Eukaryota; Metazoa; Chordata; Mammalia; Rodentia; Muridae. The record is from RefSeq and is a predicted model, not a curated record. Bases 530 to 1603 code for a protein of 357 amino acids. Gene Ontology annotation, molecular function: protein binding.